Molecule: messenger RNA, 1290 nt
Organism: Rotaria sp. Silwood2
Lineage: Eukaryota; Metazoa; Rotifera; Eurotatoria; Philodinida; Philodinidae
Source: the annotation of a GenBank genome assembly
AUGUUGUAUGCGGCAUUUCAUCGAAUGAAAAAAAAUCAAGGUGGUCUUAUUUCAUUCAACAAUUUUUUGUCUACAAGUACAUCCAAACAAGUUGCGCUAUGUUUUGCUCAAAAUGCUCUAAAGAAAUCGGAAAAAGUGGCUAUUCUAUUUGAAAUGACUAUUGAUCCAUCGAUAUCAUCGGUACCAUUUGCAUCACUUGAUAAACUCAGCUACUUUCAAGAGAAAGAAAAAGAAAUACUCUUUUCAAUGCACACUGUCUUUCGUAUCGGCAAAAUAAAACCAUUGGAUGAUAAUAAUAAUAAUUCACGAUUUUGGCAUGUUUAUUUAACAUUGACUGAUGCCGAUGAUAAACAACUUCGUCAAUUGACAGAACAUAUGCGUAUGGAUCUCAGCUCUUUCUUUACUGUGGAUCUUCAAAUCAACAUGGAUCCUACAUGGCGAUUGAGUAAGUUACUUCUCAAUAUGGGUGAAUAUGACAAGGCAAUUAUCAUAUAUGAAAUACUGCUUGACAAAGCUACACGUGACAAUAACUUGAACCUCAUACAAGCCAUACAUUAUCAGCUGACCGAAUUGUUUAUGUUACACAAGAAGGAUUGGAAUCGAGCAAGAGAACAUUUAAAGAUGGCAUUUUGUAUAAAAGUACCCGAUGGUAAUGACGUUGCUGAUGAAGUCAAAAAUGACAUUAUCGUUGUGUUUUCGACAAUUAAAAAUGUGCUUUUAAACGAACAAAUUACUGAGGAUGAGUUUCAUUCGAUCAUGGUCGAACUAGUGAAUAAGUUGGUCACAUUAUAUCUUGAUAACUCCACAAAGCCAUUGGGUCCGCUUAAUUAUCAAAUAGCAGUGGAUCGUUACAAUUAUAUUGGUUGGGUACGAAAAAAGCAGGGGAAAAUAUCAGAAGCAUGGACUAGUCAUGAGCAAGCCAUGCAAAUAUUACGGAAAUAUUUACCUCCUACUCAUCCUCGCUUAGCAGUAACAUAUAAUUACAUCAGUUUGCUCUAUUCGGCAAUGAACGAUCAUUCGAGUGCAUUUGAUUGUCUCGAAAAAGCACUUCAUAUUCAAGAACAGGCACUGCAGCCAAAUCAUCCAUAUCUAGCUGAAACUCAUUUUAAUAUGUCAAUUAUUUUCGAACGUUCAAACAAAGUCGAUGAUGCUUUUCACCAUGCAAAGAAAGCCAUUGAUAUUGGACAUCAAGCAUUUUUGACAUCCGAUGAUCCGCAGAUGAAAAUGUAUCAAGAGCAAUUCGACAAAAUUCUACUGCUCAUUCAAUCGUGUAAUGAACUUGUACUUUGA